Molecule: messenger RNA, 2034 nt
Organism: Colius striatus (speckled mousebird)
Lineage: Eukaryota; Metazoa; Chordata; Aves; Coliiformes; Coliidae
Gene: BPNT1
Product: 3'(2'), 5'-bisphosphate nucleotidase 1
Exons: 9
Coding region: 645-1568 (307 amino acids)
Biological process (GO): phosphatidylinositol phosphate biosynthetic process
Molecular function (GO): 3'(2'),5'-bisphosphate nucleotidase activity
Source: RefSeq, a predicted model, not a curated record
CCCGGUACUGUGAGUCUUGAGGGCUCUCCGCCUCGGGCUGCCGGCUGUUAGCCUCCGAGGCGGCGGAGCGCGCCCAGCCCCGGGCGACCCGCGCCCCUGCCCGGGCCAGCGGCGGCACCCGCCAGGCCCGAAACAUCCUCACGGGCUCGCUGCGACACGCGCUGCGGAAGCGCUUCCGCCUGCGCUACGGAGAGCGGCGCGGCCGCGACGGGCCGCAGGAAGGGACAGGCUGCCCAGCAACGCGUUUUUCUCCGCGUUACGAAGGCCUCCGAACCGGCCGGCCGGGUCGAGGGAAGCGCUUCAAGCCUUCCCGGAGCCGAAAGCAUCUGAGCCGUUUCGAGCUUCUUUUGUAAAGGCGACGGCGUCCCCGUGAGGCGGUCGGGGCGAGUUGUUCCCGAAGAAGCCGGCGCAGAGGCCGCAGGACGGGCGGCGCUUGCGGGGAGCUCCCGGCUGUCGCCGCGGGAGCUGACCGGCGAGGCUUGGACUUCGGUUACUUCCAUUUCGCAAGGGGACUGGCUGGAAGGGCUCCUGGCGAGCUCAGAGCGCCCUGGACGCGGAGAGCAGAAAGAGAGGCACAGCGGCCGGAGCACGGCGACGGACGCUGCGAGGAUCACGGGAAAGGCGAGGCUGGGCACGCAUUCAGUAUGGCUUCUCCAGCUCUACUCAUGCGUGUGGUCGCCUCUGCGUAUUCUGUUGCGGAAAAGGCUGCAGCAAUUGUUAGAAAUGUAAUGGCUGCAGGAGACCUGGGGAUAGUGGAAAAGACCGGAGCCAAUGACUUGCAAACCAAAGCUGACCGACUGGCACAAAUGAGCAUUUGUGCUUCUCUGGCACGGAAGUUUCCCAAGGUGACAAUCAUAGGAGAAGAAGACCUAUCCAAUAAUGACAUAACUGAGGAAUUAAUUGAAGAUGGUUACUGUGAAGAAAUACUGAAGAAAACUUGUCCUGCUCAGUACACAGGAAUUAAAGAGGAAGAGCUUGUAAUAUGGGUUGAUCCUUUGGAUGGAACCAAGGAGUACACUGAAGGUCUUCUUGACCAUGUAACAGUUCUUAUUGGAAUUGCUUAUGGAGGGAAAGCAAUAGCAGGAGUUAUUAACCAGCCGUAUUACAACUACGAGGCAGGAGCAGAUGCUGUGCUGGGCAGGACAAUCUGGGGAGUCCUGGGUAUAGGUGCCUUUGGAUUUCAGCUCACCGAAGCACCUGCUGGGAAACACAUCAUUGUUACUACUCGUUCUCACAGCAGUACCCUGGUAAAUGACUGUAUCAGUGCACUGAACCCAGACACUGUCAUCAGAGUUGGAGGAGCAGGAAACAAGAUCAUUCAGCUUAUAGAAGGCAAGGCAUCUGCUUAUGUAUUUGCUAGUCCUGGGUGCAAGAAAUGGGAUACAUGUGCACCUGAAGCUAUUCUACAUGCUGUGGGAGGCAAGAUAACUGAUAUCCAUGGAAAUUCAUUUCAGUAUAACAAGGAAGUGAAACACAUGAAUUCAGCUGGGGUCCUCGCCACUCUGAGAAAUUAUGACUACUACGCCAGUCGUAUUCCUAACAACGUUAAACAAUCUCUUGUGCCUUAAAGUGGCAAAGCCUUUACUUGGCCUGGAAGGCUAAGAAAGUGAGCCUGCAGAAGAAGAAAGCCAGAAGAUAACUGAGCCUGAGAUUUUGUUUUAUAGAAUCUGAACGGAAUUCUUACAUUAAGGUGUUCAGUAAUUUCAAAAUUACGUACAGAAUCUCUAGGUAUCUGUUGGACCAGAUUGUUUUGCUGUGUUUAGCAGACAAUAUCAAAACAGUUGCAUUUCUUCAACAGUUGUUUUCCAUACUCUUUCGUAGUAUUCAUUCUUCAUGACUACUUGCUUAAUAUACUGCUAAUCAUAACGGUACAGUCCAAAAAUCAUCUUAAUCUUCAGGACACAAAAUCACAUUAGGUCGUUUACCUGAUCUUGCUCAGUUUUCAUCAUUGUAUGUAGUCAAGAAGGGUUUAUUGUGUUAAAUACAAAUGGAUUAAGAAUUUGUCUGAAUGGAUUAGCCCAUUUGUAAUAAAAU